AUGGAGCGCCACAGUUGUGACUACAGCCGCUUCGACGCGAUCGACGUCGACGCGUCGCCGGCGAGCGCCUACGACGGCGGCUUCAAGGCGGACCUGACCUGGCACAACAGCCGGACGACGUCCUUCGUCUUCAUCGCCGUCGAGGACGGCACGGUCGAGGCCGACGUCUCCGUGACCUUCGAGGCGCACAUGCUGCGCGUCGAGCUGGCGAAGCAGGGCGACGCGAAGCAGGACGUCGCCCUCGAGCUCGGCCACCCGGCGGUGCUGCCGGGCCGCUGCCAGUGGAGCGUGACGAGCCACACCUUCGGCGAGGACGCGAAGCCGUGCGUGAGCGUCAUCCUCGAGAAGGCCGUCGCCGAGCCCUGGGACGAGGUCAGCUUCGGCGCGCGCGUCCAGCGCGUCGGCGGCGCAAAGCGCGACGACCGCGCGCGCAAGGUCGCGCUCAGCGACGCGGCCAUCGCGUGCCACGCCUGCGGCGCGCCGACGAAGCCGCGCUGCCGCGUCGUCUGCGUCUGCACCGAGGCCGUCUUCUGCUGCAACGGCUGCUCGCGCGACGACGCGACGCACAAUUGCCCCGGGCCCGUCAACGUCGCCGGCGAGCCCCCGGGAUCGCUCGCGUGGGACCUCGCGGCGCACCCGCGCGCGCCGCGGACGCCCGCGAGCCGCGACUACGAGCGCGAGGGCGGGGCCCUGUUGCGGCGCCACGUCUUCGAUCGGCUGAAAGCCGGCGCCGACGGCGGCCCGCGCUGGCGCCUCGUCAACGACGUCGCGGAGCUCCGGCGCUGCGCGGCCGCGGGCAACGCGGCGGCCGCGUUCCGCGCGGCGUCGCUCAUGCUCCUGACCAAGGAGGACCCGCCGGCGGCGACGGCGCUGCUCGAGGCCGCGGCCGAGGCGGGCUGCGCGCCGGCCAUGGUGCCUUUGGCGCUCCGGCUCCUGGACCAGGGCGGCGACGCGCGCGAGGCCGAGUCGUGGCUCUGGCGCGGCUCGCGCCUCGGCUGCGACGUCGCCGCGCGCGCCCUCGACGAGCGCUGCCAGCUCAGCGCCGACGUGCGCAGCGUCCUCGCCGCCGCGCGCGACGGCGCCUUCCGCGCGGCGCCGCCGCCGAAGUCGCGCGACGCGCCCAUGCGGACGAUGCUCGCGGACAAGGCCGCGCUCGGCUCCCUCGUGCUCUGCCUCCGCAAGCACGCGCUGCCGACGUGCCUGCUCGACAAGCUGCCCGGGCGGCCCGCGGCCCUGGCCUGCGCGGCCGCGGUCCGCGACUUCGAGACCCUGGCGGAGAACGCCGCGGACGAGCGCCGCGUCCGCGUCAUCGUCGCCUACGGCCGCGCGCUCUCGGCCGCGGAGCACGACCGGGAGGUGCCCCGGGAGCCGCGGCCCGUCGCGAGCCGCGCCUACCUGCGGCCCGUGCUCCGGCCGGGCCGCGACGACGGCGCCGUCGACGACGACGCCGCGGCCGCGUGGGUCGAGGCCGUCGAUUCCACGGCCUGGGACUGGCGCACGACCUGCGCCCACGAGCGCAAGAAGACGUCGACGCCCCACUGCGCGGCGUGCCUCCGCGACGCGCGCGCGCGCCUCGACGCCGUCGCGGCUCGGACCUACGCGCUCUCCGUCGACGCGCACCGCGAGGUCCACGACGCGGCCUACGCCCUCGCCGACGGCGCCGUCGCGCACGAGCCCUUUGCGCGCUACGCCAUGGGCGAGGUCGACUCCGUGCUCGCGCUCCUCGCGGCCGCGCCCGAGGCGGACGCGUUGCUGCACCCGCUCUUCAUCGCGAGCGACCCGAACCUGCUCUGGCCCGCGCUCUACUUCUACGGCAGCCUGGCGAACGCCCUCCGCGCGUUCCGGCCCGACGCGCCGGCGUCGGUGCCGCCGCACCGGCCUCUGGUCUGCGGCGUCGCGGACGGCGAGCCGCUGAUCCUCGCGUGCGGCGCGUGCGGCGGCCUCUGCCGCCGCGCGCUGCGCUGCGGCAAGUGCAAGGUCCGCGCCUACUGCGCCGCCGACUGCCAGAAGCGCGACUGGCGCGCCCACAAGGCCGAGUGCUGCCGCUACUGCGACGCGCGCGACUUCGCGGCCGCGGCCGCCAAGGCGAAGCUCGAGAAGAAGCGCGCCAAGGCCGCGAAGGCCGCUGCGCCGCCGGACUGGGGGGAGUAA
Aureococcus anophagefferens is the source of this 2151-nucleotide messenger RNA. RefSeq lists its product as hypothetical. The transcript has a single exon. The record is from RefSeq and is a predicted model, not a curated record. NCBI's taxonomy places the organism in Eukaryota, Pelagophyceae, Pelagomonadales, Pelagomonadaceae. Gene Ontology annotation, molecular function: protein binding. Bases 1 to 2151 code for a protein of 716 amino acids.